Molecule: messenger RNA, 3179 nt
Organism: Zonotrichia leucophrys gambelii
Lineage: Eukaryota; Metazoa; Chordata; Aves; Passeriformes; Passerellidae
Gene: CHST7
Product: carbohydrate sulfotransferase 7
Exons: 1
Coding region: 279-1682 (467 amino acids)
Biological process (GO): carbohydrate metabolic process; N-acetylglucosamine metabolic process
Cellular component (GO): trans-Golgi network; Golgi membrane
Molecular function (GO): N-acetylglucosamine 6-O-sulfotransferase activity; chondroitin 6-sulfotransferase activity
Source: RefSeq, a predicted model, not a curated record
GCAGCCCGCGCCCCGCCGGCGGCAGUGGCUCCUCAGGCGCAGCGGGGGCAGGUGCGGGCGCUUCCGCGUCGCGCUGCGAGGAGGAGCAGGACGCGAGGGAGGAGGCGGCGGAGAGCGCGGCCAGCGGCCCGGAGUGCCCGUGGGCGUGAUCCCCGGCGGGGAGCACCGCCCGCCGCCCACAUCCCCGCCGCCGCCGCCGCUAACUUUGCUUCUCCGCAAAGAGCCGCCCUCCGGCACACAGAGGGUCGGCGGAGCCGGGGUCCGAGCCGGCCCCAGCGAUGAAGGGCCGGCGACGGUGGCGAGGCGAACAUCGCCGCUUCGCCGCGGUGCUGGUGCUGUACACGCUGCUGCUGCUCCUGUUGGUGCCCUACGCGCUGGACUACGGGGCCAGGCGCGGGCGAACGGACGAGGAGCCGCUGCUGCGGCGCUGCCCGAGCCUGGAGGAGGCGCUGAGUGAGUGGGGCUGGGAGCAGCGGCCGCCGCUGGACGAGGAAGAGGAGGACGAUGAGGCGGGCACGGCCGGGGCGGCGGGUAACGGCAGCGCGGGGACGGUGGGGAAGCGGCACAUCUACCUGCACGCUACCUGGCGAACGGGCUCCUCUUUCCUCGGGGAGCUCUUCAACCAGCACCCCGACGUCUUCUACCUGUACGAGCCCAUGUGGCACCUUUGGCAGGCGCUCUACCCGGGGGACGCGCUGAGCCUGCAGGGAGCCCUCCGCGACAUGCUGCGCGCCCUCUUCCGAUGCGACUUCUCCGUCCUGCGCCUCUACACCGCCCCGUCCGGCCCCCGCGACCCGCUGGCCCCCGCCCCGCCCGCCGCCGACAACCUCACUACGGCCAGCAUCUUCGGCUGGAGGACCAACAAGGUGAUCUGCUCGCCGCCGCUCUGCCCCGCCGCCCCGCGGCCCCGCGGGGAGAUCGGCCUCGUCGACGGCGCCACCUGCGAGGAGACGUGUCCGCCGCGGGCGCUGCGGGAGCUGGAGGCCGAGUGCCGCAAGUACCCGGUGGUGGUCAUCAAGGACGUGCGGCUGCUGGAGCUGGGCGCGCUGCUGCCGCUGCUGCGGGAGCCCGGCCUCAACCUGCGGGUGGUGCAGCUCUUCCGCGACCCCCGCGCCGUCCACAACUCCCGCCUGAAGGCGCGGCAGGCGCUGCUGCGGGAGAGCGUCCAGGUGCUGCGCAGCCGCCACCGCGCCGAGCCGCGGGGCCCGGCCCGCCACCAGCAGCAGCAUCUCCUGCUGCCGCCCGGGCUGCUGGGCGGAGGGCGGCCGCCGCAGCCGCAGCACCGCGCCGAGUUCUUCCUCGGCGGCGCGCUGGAGGUGAUCUGCCAGUCGUGGCUCCGCGAUCUCCUGCUGGCCCGGCGCGCCCCGGACUGGCUCCGCCGCCGCUACACGCAGCUCCGCUACGAGGACCUGGUGCGGGAGCCCCGCGCCGAGCUGCGCCGCCUGCUGCGCUUCGCCGGGCUGACCGUGCCGCCGGCCCUGGAGGACUUCGUGGUCAACAUGACCCGCGGCGCCGCCUACUCCUCCGACCGGCCCUUCCUCAUCUCCGCCCGCGACGCGCGGGAGGCCGUGCACGCCUGGCGGGAGCGCCUCAGCCGCCAGCAGGUGCGGCAGGUGGAGGCGGCGUGCGGAGAGGCCAUGAGCAUCCUCGCCUACCCCCUCAGCGCCGGCGAUGCCCGGUAGCGCCCGAGCCGCACGCCCCGGACGGGCCCGAGGGCGGACGGACGGACGGGCGCCGUCGGGCGGAGCUGAGCGCGGGGGUCUCCGCUGGCAUGGUAGGCGGGGAGCUCCCUGGGGGCAGCCCCGGCUGAGGGACACCUGCCUCGCCUCCGGUACGGGCAGCGCUGCAGGGUGCGGGCCCCCCGUGCCGCUGUGGCUUUGUUUUCCUUCUGGAGAGGGCGGGGGAUGUUACAUUUACGAGAAGGGUUUGGUAAGGGGUGUCCUCCGAGUACGGCAUCACUCUUGGAGCCUUUUAGCUUGAAAUUGUGAUCGUGUACAAAGAACAGGUAUGCUACAAACAAACUGCAUGAAAAUUUAAAAAUCCCCCAGGUGAAGACUCUCAGCAAGGAACUAGAGGGCCUGGAAGGUGCUCCUGUGGGAGCAUUGCCCUUCUGGAUCACACUGACCUCUGUCCUUCUGCUACUGAAAUACAAGAGGCUUCUGUGAAGUCGCUGCAGGGGUCAGGGGGCCUGGGCAGCAGGAGGAGGGUGCCUGCCGCAGGGCAGGACUCAGCUCUCCUGCCCCAAACCUGCUCGGCAGGGAUGGGCUCUGCCCCUGCUCAGUGCUGCUGCUGUAGGGAGGGGCUGAGGGAAGGGGAGCCCUGGCCAGCUCUGUCCCUCGUUCUGAGCAGCAGGGUAAGCGGUGCAGGGAGGGUGAGCACCCACCUGCUUAUGUGUUUUGAGGAUGUCUGUGGCAGGAAUCUUUGCUUUUCUAAAGAAAUCUGUAAUUGUUUUGAAAGUAGGAUUUUUUAAAACAUACAUACAUUGAUAUAGUUUGGUGAUACUUGUGUGAGAUACAGGUGACUGACAUGUUUCUUUGGAACACGUGUAGGGGUGAAUGAAACUGGAAGGCAAAUGUUCGACAAAUAUUUCCGUUUUGUUUUCUCUCUCAGAUGAGAGAAUCACUUUUCUUCUCUUGCUUCCGGGCUGACACAUUGUGCCGUGCACAGGGUCCUCCUGAUCACAUCCUUCCAAACAAUAACAUCCUCUCAGCUGGCAACUCCUGGGCAAAAACAAGUGUUUCCUAAGAGGCUAAGACCAAUUAAUCAUGAAGUUCCCUAAUAAAAUCUUACAUUAAAAAAGCAAACAAACAAACAAAAAACCCCUGAAGUUUUAUUUUGGAUUUUAAAAUGACAUGUUCCUGCGGAUAUCCUACAACUUCUGUAAGAAGAGGGUGUGUGUGUAUCUGCAAUUACCUUUGUUUAUUAAUUUCUUGAUGUGGGGAUAAAAGGUUCAGUUGUAAUUUAGGGAUGCAGUUUCAUAAUUUCAUAGAGACUGCUUUUGAAUCUGUUACAGUCUGGUAGUCUUUAAAUGGCUCCAUGAGAGUGUACAGGAUUAUAGGGAUGUUUACAUGCAGUCCUCAACUACAAACCCAGAAUAUGAGUUUCAAAUUGAGGAUAAUCCAGGAUGAGGAAGAAAGCAGUGUUUAGAUAAAGUGCUGAAAAUAAAGGCAGUUCAAAGA